This is a messenger RNA of Dromaius novaehollandiae (emu), 5154 nucleotides long. RefSeq names its product Abelson helper integration site 1 (gene AHI1). The record is from RefSeq and is a predicted model, not a curated record. Gene Ontology annotation, cellular component: ciliary basal body. Lineage: Eukaryota; Metazoa; Chordata; Aves; Casuariiformes; Dromaiidae. The transcript is spliced from 26 exons. Gene Ontology annotation, biological process: motile cilium assembly. Gene Ontology annotation, molecular function: protein binding. Bases 312 to 4127 code for a protein of 1271 amino acids.
UGGGGGUGCCCCUCCUAAACCGACCGGACGUGAAACACAAGCCGUGCGGGUUCUCUGUUCCGCCCUCCUGCGCGCAUGCGCGCUGUUUCCUUGGCAGCUUGUGGUUGUUUUCGGCAAAACCAACUGUGAGGCGCUGCGAAGGGGGAGCCCGGAAUGAGGGAGAGACCAGUGACGGCGGGGGGAGACAGGACAGCCACAGCAACCGCCCGGCCGCAGCGACGGCGCUGAGCGUGAGGCCGAUAGGCCAAAGAUGAUGAGUUCAGAGGAAGAAUCGGGUAGUGUGUUGAGCCACUCUUAAUUCAGAACUGAAAAUGCCACCAGUUGAAAGUGAGGCAAAGGCAAAAACCAAAGUUCGCUUUGAGGAAAUCUUCAGAAGUCAUGCUGGCCUAACAGACAGAAAGAAAUCAAAGAAAAAGAAGUUUCACUCUCAAGAGAAUAUUGUGCUUGACACCUUUAGAAGUAAUGUUGAUCUAGCUAAAGAAAGUGGGAGUGAUGAAGUGAUUAUAAACAACACACAUAAUCCUGAAGAAGAAAGUCCCCGAUUUACAAAAAACAAACUGAGAGAGAAGGCCUCAGUUGCAGAGAUAAUAAACAAUGAGGUUGUUAGUGGAGAAGAGAACAAGCAACUGAAGUUUAACAAGAAGAAAAAGAAAUCACUGUUACAAGAACAAUUUAAUGAGGAGGAAAAAUUAUAUGAAGUUAAAUUGGAGAGUUUUGAGGAAAAGACCAAUGAUUUUCCAAAGAAAAGAACAAAAAGUAAAUCACAAACAGAUGUACCUCAUCAAGAAGGUGAUAGAAAGAUUAAAAAUUCCUUGACUGAAGCGAGAAAUGUAACUGACUUAGAGGAGGAAGAAGAGCUAAUUCAAGCCUAUCAGAUGCAUGUAGCUGAGGAUGAGGCAAAUGCAAUUAAAAAGAAAAUAAGAAUGAAACUUAAAGAACAGAUGUCUGAAUUUACUUCCACUGUUCAAAGCCGUGAAGUUGUAUUGAACAAUGAAUUUGGCAAAAAGAAGAAAAAGAAGAAAGAAAUGCCAGUUUUAUGUGAAGCUGAAACAAGGUACCAUGAUAAACGUGCAAUGUCCCUCUCAGAGCUACAGCAUUAUCCAGCAGAAGAUGAUAAUGAAAAUCAGUCACUGGAAAGACUGUUUACAUCAGGACAGAAACCGGAGGAAGGCAUGGAAAAACAGAAACCUAAAGCAAGGAGAGUUAAAAGGAAAACUAAAAAAGUUCUAGAAGAAAACACAGAAGUUGCUGCACAAAAUGUAGAGGAAAUGAACGGUUCAGAAAUUUCAACUCAGUCUAAAUUUGGUUUUGAUGAUGAUCUUGUGUUGGGAGUUUAUAUCCAUCGAACUGAUCGACUCAAAACUGAUCUGCUCGUGUCUCAUCUUAUGGUUAAAAUCCAUAUUGUUGACCAGAGAACUGGCUUAUAUGUUAAGAAGAAUCACAGAGAGAAAAAUUCCCAAAUCUCAAAAUAUUUAGAAGCCAAGAUGAGGAAAAACAAGAGGAAAGUUUCAUCUUACUAUGAACAAGAACAAAUAGAGCACAUUCUUCCUAUCAUGACGCAGCCAUAUGAUUUCAGACAGUUCAGAUCAAUGCUUCCGGAGUGGGAGGAGCAAGUCAUAUUUAAUGAGCACUUUAAUUAUUUUAUUCAAAAUACUGAAGAAAGUCCUAGGGUAAUCCUGUUCUUUGAGAUCCUUGAUUUUCUGAGUAUGAGUGAAGUAAGAGCCAACUCUGAAGUACAAAUCCAGGAAUGUGGUUUCAGAAAAAUCUGUUGGGCAUUUCUAAAGCUUGUAGGUGCAAAUGGAGUUCUAAACAUUGACGGAAAACUGCGUCUGCAAUUGUAUUACCCACCUCCAAGACCUCCAAGGACCAGGUCACAUUCAAAUGUUGUUGAGGUUUAUGAGUGGUGGGCAAAAUGUCCUAGAAAUCGUUACCCAUCAACUUUAUAUGUAACCAUAAGAGGCAUAAAACUGCCAGAUCAUGUUGAUUCUUCUUUCCGUUCUAUGAUGGCUGUUCAGCAGGAACAAGAUAGUGCAACAUUCUGUGAGCUACAGAGUGAAGGAUCUAAAAGAACAGGUGAACCUCUUCCAGAAGAGAAGAAUGAACAAUUUAAAUGGACAAGAUUGCCUGGACAGGUUUGUCGCAUACCAAACAAGCAUCUGUUUUCACUGCGAGGAGGAGAUAUGGGCUGUUUCUGUAUUCGUUUCUCUCAUGAUGGGAAAACAUUGGCAGCAGCAUGUGCAGGAAGGAAUGGCUAUCCCAUUAUUUUGUAUGAAAUUCCUUCUGGACGGUACCUGAGAGAAUUUUAUGGUCAUCUUAACAUAGUGUAUGAUCUUUGUUGGUCAAAAGAUAAUCAAUAUCUUCUUACUGCAUCUUCUGAUGGCACUGUCAGAAUGUGGAAAAUUGAAACCCAGGCUACAUCUGCUGUGAGAGUUUUCCCUCAUCCUUCAUUUGUUUAUACUGCAAAGUACCACCCAACUGCAAACUCUUUGGUUGUGACAGGAUGUUACGACUCUGUGAUUAGAAUCUGGAAUGCAAAAGUGAAAGACAUCCAUGGGCAACUGCUGCAGGAGCUUGAUGGUCACAAAAAUUUCAUCAACACACUCUGUUUUGAUACAGAAGGGCUUCACAUGUUCUCAGGAGAUAGUUCGGGACUGAUUAUAGUUUGGGAUACAUUUGUGAAAGGAAGUUCUCAACAUCUGUUCCAACACUGGUGCAUUAAUAAGGAAAUAAAAGAAAAUGAUAUUAAAGGAACUCCAAUAAAUCAUUUGGAGGUACACCCAAAUGGAAGAUGUUUAUUAAUCCAUGCCAAAGACAGUACCCUGAGAAUUAUGGAUCUCAGAAUCUUGGCUACAAAGAAAUAUAUAGGUGCUACAAAUUACAGAGAAAAGAUUCACAGCACCUUAACGCCAUGUGGUACGUUCCUUUUUUCGGGAAGUGAAGAUGGAAAGGCAUAUGUUUGGAAUCCAGAGACAGGUGAUCAGGUGGCCAUAUAUUCUGAACUCUCCUUCACAUCUCCACUUCGUGAUGUUGCCUUUCAUCCGCAUGAACACAUGGUGUCAUUUUGUGCCUUUGGUCAAAACCAGCCAAUACUUGUAUACAUUUAUGAUUAUAAAGUUGCACAGCUGGAAGCUGAAAUUGUAAAAGAUCUCAGUUCAUCACUUACCACAGGUGCACCGAGAGGGCCACAAAUUUUUAGCAGUUUUCCUGAAAUUUCUACACAACAAAGUUCAACAACGUCCCCAGCAGAUCAGUUUGUCAGUGUCACAAGAACAUCAAUGAGAAUGCGGAAGGUGAAGCAAAAACUUGAUUCUGUUACAGCGAGCUCAAAUCUCUUGCUUCCUGCGCCAUCAUUGCUGUCACCACACUCCAAGUUAAGACUGUCAAGCGCUCUGAGCACUUCACUGAAUCCUCCGUAUCCUUUCUCUACUAAAAGUGGGUGUUUCAGCCCAGUAGGAAAUCCUCUUAGCCUAACGCUAUUGGGCAGACUACAGUUGAAUAGUGACUGCCUGACUGCACUAGGGGUGAAAAGAGGAAGUAGUUGUCCACUAGGGCAAGAGACAGUAGUGGCUCUUUAUGACUACACAGCGCAUCGAUCAGAUGAGCUAACCAUCCAUCGCAGUGACAUUAUCCAAGUGUUAUACAAAGAUAAUGAUAACUGGUGGUUUGGCAGCCUAGCAAAUGGACAGCAAGGCUAUUUUCCAGCUAAUUAUGUGGCUGGUGAAAAAGAAUAUGAAGAUCAGCGUUCAGGAUUAGUACCAGAUUCUGCUCCUCUCCUACCUGAUGGACAAACAGAAGCAGAGGAAGGAUCUCCGACGCUACAUGAGAUGUCACCAGUCAUCAGUAAGUCAGGAGACCUGAAAUUUAUCUCAGAGCAUGAGACAGAUAUAGACUCACCUGCAACACAAGGUGCAAGGAAAAAGAAGAAAAGGAUACAGAAGAAUGAAACAGAAAAUCAGCCCAACUUAAUGGAUGAUACUCCUGUAUCAUCAGUUACAGCUAAUGGUGUUAAAAAUGAAUCUACAGCCCAUGGGGUGGAAUUGAAGAAGAAAAGAGCAGGGAGAGGCUCAAACUCAAGCACAAAUGGAAAGACAAAUAUUGCCUUUGAGCCUGAAUGCUAUGAUGUAUAGUCAUAGUUUAAUCUCAGACACUGGUGUGACAUUCAGUAUACACAGAAAAAUGAAUUUGAGUACUGCAAUUUUGAUCUCACUUCUAGGAUUAUCAAGAAAUAAAAGACAAAAAAAUAAGGAAAUACAAAAACGGUGCCACUUGUGACUUACCAGUGGUGCAAGCCUGUUUCAGAAUAAUUCCUCCCCCUCAUCCCCCUGGUUUUCUUGAAAUCAACAGAACUUGAAUAUUCAGCUCCUCACUGGACCGGUAAAAUCUGAAAUGUACUUUGAUAUUUCCUGAGAACCCCACUGACAAAGGCAAUUUGAAAGAAUUUAAGAUCUGAUUAGCCCCCUAGUGUAGGCUAGACAGGCAUUUCAGUAGACUUCGGAUGAAGCUAGGAAGUGUGAAAUCUGCAGACCAAUCCAUCGUCAGCAGAGAAUAAUUGAGUCGAAAAGUGUGAUCUAAACCAAAACAAGCCUAGCCAUGACAGAAGUUAUUAAAUCAGCAGUUCAGAAUUUGUUGUAAAUAUAAUAGAGCAGUGUUUGGAAUGGUAACAUUCCAAAGGAAUGCCAACACUACAGUGUACCUGAAAGCUUAAGCUUUAUAAAAAUAUUUUCCUGACAUCAAAUAUUCACUUGGACUACGUUUUGCAGCUUUUGAGCGAAUUGUUGAGUAACUACCUAUGCAACUAAUCUGACUUCAGUGGGACUGCUCAUGCUUACCAGUCGAAGUAAGUAUUGCAAAGUCUAGCCAUUUGUGUUUUCAGACAGGGUUUCUAUGCAUAUAAUAAAUGUGCAUUACAGUUUUGUUAGACUUUCUGGCUGCUUUGGCAGCAGUAUUGCCAAAUAUACUCUCUUUUCCCUGAAUGAAAUAUUUUAUAUCAAACUGUUGUUUGUUUUACUUUUUUGUGUAGUCCUUAUUCACUUGUUUGUGUCAUUAAUCUAUUUUUAAUCAAGCGUUAUGUGGUGAACUUUUAUUAAUGAUCUCACUCAUUAUCUGCAGUUCUGAAUAAUUUACAUUUUUUAUUAAAUGAAACACUUUCUAUCA